UCUCACCUGAUGGUAAGUGAUGAUGCAAUCUAAGAUAGAAGCGGACUAACUUGUUAGGAGGAGGACGAAAAUUCAUAAUCCUUUCGGUCUCUACACGGCAUCGUACCGGAAGGCUAAAAACCUUGGCGGUACGUUUUUGCCGGUAGGGUGGUGGUGUACUAGCCAUGGCCAAAGCCUCCCACCAGCCAGACCUGGAUCAAUUAAGAAAAUCUCAAUAUGCCAAUCCGCAUUGGGCUAGCAUGAUGGACUAUUGGCCUAACCCCUCACAUUCUGAGAGGAGACUCGAGCUCAGCAGUGAGUUGAAUAUAGGUUGAUCAAAAAAUUAACAAAAGAUUUCUAUGAAUUGGUAUGUUCGUCUUUUUUUAAAUCGUUUAUGCCCGAUAGCAUAUACUAUAAGAUAUACUAAAUAGGUACGACCUGAAAUUGACCCUGACAAAAGGCCGGACGAAAGACUUGAUAAUUAUUACGAUAAUUCAGUACAAGUAGGAGCGGAUCAGGUAAAACCCAGUGAAUCAUGUAAAGCAAUGUACUCCGCGCUAGAAUGUAUAACUGGUCUUAUUUUAACUCACUAGGUAUAAUAUUUAACAUUAUAAAAUAUUGCUAAUGCUAAUUGAUCAAAAUUGAGAUACAUACAGGGUGUUCCGUAGAUAUUACGACAAAGAACCUGCUGUAGAGUAUACACUUCUCAAAAUUUUUUGGUGACGGAACCUUGGAACUCUUGGAAGGCGAAAUACCUGACGGAACCCUAUAAUAUAACAAUUGUUUUUGUAAUCAUCAUUAUCAUUAUCAGCCGAUGGACGUCCACUGCUGGAUAUAAGCUUCUUGCAUGGACCUCCAAGCACAACGGUCUCGAGCCGCCAGCAUCCAGCAGUUGCCUGCAACCCACUUGAUGUCUUCGAUCCCACUAGUGGGGUGUCGACCAACACUGCGCUUUCCGGUGCGGAGUCGCCAUUGCAGCACCUUGGGACCCCGACGUCCAUCGGCUCUUCGAACUAUGUGGCCUGCCCAUUGCCACUUCAGCUUCGCGACUCGCUGAGCUAUGUCAGUGACUUUGGUACUUCUGCGAAUCUCAAAUCAAAUCUACGAAGUUACUUUAAUUUUUUCGAAAUAAUAUUUAUUCUCUCCCAAGAAAUGCAACACUACUAAGGGUAAUAAUGGCGUAUUACUGACGUUUUCAAUGCAGUAGUCGAUUUGACGUUUGCUGUCAAUUGUCAUGUCAUAGUUGCUUUAGGGGCGCCAUCUUGAUAGACCACAAAAAUUUGGGUUUUAAUUUCAUUUAUUUUAUAUUAGUUAGUUAGAUUUAUUAACUUUAAUAAAAUCCUUGUAUUUCUUAAAUUUUAAUACAAGAGGGAUACAAGAGUGGACUUGAAAUGGACCAUCUCUUUUCUUUUUUAUUUUUUUUAACACUUAUUUUUUAAUUGUUAAUGCUACACUUUAUGCAUGAUGUGGCUACCUUUAAGUAAACUUAUAUGUGUUUCAAUACCCUAGUUAUUAAGUUUUUUUAUUCUGUAUACAUAUAAUUUUGUUGGUGGCCCAAAUAAUAAAUAAAUUGGUGGAUAACAAACGCAUCCAUAGCAAUGUAGCGUCUCUGGUGGAGAAGCACCCUUAUUGUUUCAUUGCCGAAGAUAAUAAUAAAUGGAUAUGGAUAACAGACAUCAUGUUUGAGAAAUUUGCAGAUAGUUUCAUUAAAGCUAUCGCCAGGUCAUAAGUUGAAAUGAUUUGUGACAAUUCGAUCGUGUUGCGUUGUGUAUAAACGUAUCAUUAGUUCAUUAUUUAAUUAAUUUUGUAUUUUUAGUUUCAUUAAAUAAACUGAUAAUAUAAUAAAGUUAUUAAGUGUAACUUAAUUUUGUGUAAAAAAAUGAUUCCUUUGACAUUUUUAUUUUUGUGUUUGCUGUGGUGUCCAUUCUGCGUGUGCCGUAGAUUAGGUAGGAUUUAUAGUUUUUAGGGUUCUGUGCCUGUAAAAAUAAAACUUUAACCCAAGCCGUAUUAAUAAUAAAGAUUCAGUAUUUUCAGACACUCUCUCGUGGUUCUUUUAGAAACGGCUUUAAUGAGCCAUUUUCCUGUAAAGGUGUUGAAAAAAUCCGCUAAAAACAGCACCGGGUUUAGGUAUAAAUAGACAUAAUGACCGUCAAAUUAUAGUAAGCGACAUUUUUAUUAUAUUAUGUGUCAAUUUUAAUACAAGUAACAUUUACAAAAGGUAAAAUUUUAAAAUUAGUUUACUAACGAUAACGAACCGAUAAUGUACCCGACUGUACUAACAUCUUUAUCGUAAGUACAAGAAUGUUAUAUUUUUACACUUUUUCCUGGGAACAUUUAAAAGGUCCAUAGAUAGCUGGCAUGUUUUCAAUACUCCAUUGACAACAACGGUAAACGUAAGUCGAUAGAAUAAAUAAAUAUUGUGAAGAAUUAUAAUGGAAUUAACGGAAGAUGACGCACCUGAAGCGAAAAGGUAGAUUGUUAUACAAAGGGCUUAAAAGACCCAUUAUAUACGAGGUAUUUUUAGGCUAAAUAGAAACCGAAACCGAGAACGGCGGAACCGAUUUCGCUAAUUCUUUCUUAAGAAUAUUCCUUAAAGUAUGAAGAUGGUUCUUCAUCAUCAUACUUUAAGGAAUAUUCUAAAGAAAGAAUUAGCGAAAUCGGUUACGCCGUUCUCGAGAUUUGCGCUUAGAAAGAUUUAAAAUGUAUAUACCAUACAUUAAAGUUCUACAUACGCAACGAAAAUGCGAAUGAAGUCAAAGAGAUUUUAGAGCGAUGAUUUUUUUAUGAUUUUAAACGUAGGAUGAGGCGAUGGUAUGAUGAAUUUGAGAGAGAUGGAGUUCCUUUACAUGACGAAUUUCGUGAAGGGUUUCCAACUGCCGUCAACGAAAAUAAUGCGGCUAAUUGAAGAAAACCCGAGGAUUACCUAUGAAACAAUUCGGUUACUAUUGGGGAUUGGUAUGAGCCAAAUUCAAAAAAAUGUACACGAAGAAUUGAAAGUUCGGAAACUUUGUUGUCGUUGGAUCCCUCAUGAACUGACAGCGGAGCAAAAGUGAAGUGAAAAUGCGUUUUUGAAGUGAAGCUUCUUUAUGCGCAUGAGGGUAAAAUUUUUACAGAUGUAACGUCACGCCGGUUGCAACGGAAGUGUCGAAAAAGAGAGAGAGAGACCGAUUGAGAGAGAGUAAGACAGGGCGAACGUAGCAUGAAGCAACUAGCCGUGAAGCCGUGGGAGCAAGCAAGUGGGAAAGAUUGAGAGAAAAAGUGAGACAGAGCGAACGUCGUAUCACGCACAGUGCUAUGGAGUGAGAGGUGGGAGAGAGCUAUAGUGAGAAAGAUUGAACGAAAGAGAGAAUACGAGGUAUCGAUAAAUAAUACACGCCAUAUUGGUUGUGUAUUCGUUUACUAGUUAAUUAUUAUAUUGUAAUGACUAUGAAAUUCCUAACCUAUUUUCCUUUUUCCCUUCCUCUUAGUCUCGGAAAUGUGAUGAUGACGAUUUUGAUGAUGAUAGUGACAUAUUAUUUUACAUAGUUUUGAUGAUGUUUUCAGGACAAUCGUGCAUAAUUCCAAUGGGAAAUAAGACCGAGUCGGGCAUUUGCGAGGAAAUCUAUAAUUGUCCUUACGCGAAUGCAUUGACCAACAAAGAGCAGAGGAAACCCAAGAUGUGCUGGUUUAAUGAUGACAUCCGUAUAGUGUGCUGCCCCCUAAAAGACAAGUUACACACAUUGGGGCUCUUUGGGAAGAUGUACGAGUCCAGUAGCGAGGGGGUCAAGCGCUCUACUAACACGAUUUGUCGUUACGACGGCACGCUGCAGAAGUGCUGUCCCGCCCCGCGCGCCGCGCCACCGCCGUCCGAGCAUGGCUGCCCAUCGCUGGACACACCCGAAGCGCCCCCAGACUUCACCAUCGCUCAACGGAUCGCUUGGAAUAAGUGCAUGGAGUAUCAGCGGUACGUCGAACCUUGCGUGGCGGGGAAGAGUCCGUAUACUGGAAGAGUAGACAAACACCGUUUGAUCAGAGUCAAGCGCUGCUUCAUCGAACGUCCGCAAAACCGGUACAGGAUAAGCGGCGGUGAGGACGCAAAUUACAAGGAGUUCCCGCAUAUGGCUGUGCUGGGGCACUACAACUACACAGCGUUCACAGUGGAGUGGGGGGCAGGAGGCUCCCUCAUCAACGAGCAGUUCAUCCUCACCGCUGCACAUGUGCUCUAUGAUCCUAGUCGCCCGCUGCGGUAUGCGCUGCUGGGCACGUUGAACAACACGGACUUCCGCAACGGCAGCCUCUACUCCGUCGUGCGCACCGUCCCGCACCCGCUCUACGACUUCUAUAAGCAGAAGAACGACAUCGCACUCCUGCAGUUGGACAGGCCAGUGCUGAUGUCGGAGUUCAUCCGACCGAUCUGCCUGUUCGUGCCCAGCUUCCGGACAGAGGAUGGGCAGCGCACCGUCGCCGGGUGGGGCGCCACUGGCAAGAGCCCCGGGAUGUCGCAGAUGCUACAGAUGACCGACAACCUGUACAUAACCGACCACACAGAGUGUUUGAAGCUGAAAUCAAACUCAAAAUUCAAUUUCACCUCCAAAUUCCACAUAUGCGCCAAAAGUCCCGCCUUAAAUAAAUCGGAUUCUUGCCAAGGCGACAGCGGCGGGCCCCUGAUGAUACUGAACAGCACGUUCUGCUCGUACGUGGUGGAGGGCGUAGUGUCCUUCGGCGCCGGCAACUGCGCGCUCGGCGCCGCCGCCGUCUACACGCGCGUGGACGGCUACCUCGACUGGCUCGUAAGGAACGUGUGGCCCGAUGACUGGAAUACAGCGAAAGGACAACCAGUCAUGUACAUUUGAAGAAGAAUAAGAAGAAAUACUUUAUUGCACAUAAAAGUACAAUUAUAAAUUAAAACAAUAAUAAAUAAAUAAAUAAAUAUACUUAAACAAUACACAUCACUAUCUGGCCCCAAAGUAAGCAUACAGAGUAGCUUGUGUUAUGGGUGCUAAGAUAGUUGAUAUUAUAAUAUUAAUAUACAUUUAUAUACUACAUAUAAAUACUUAUAUAAUGUAUAAAUACACACAGACACUGGAAAACACCCAUGCUCAUCACACAAAUAUUUUCCAGUUGUGGGAAUCGAACCCACGGCCGUCCUUCUAUAAUUGGUCUGAGAUUUUUCACUAUCACCCACCCAUAUCCCGUAUAAGACGCGUAUUUGGUUGGGUCCCUGCGAAAUAAGCGCGCAGCACGUCGGUACGAUAUGGAUACAAUUCGAAGCGCAAGCGAGACGCCGAAUUAUGACUUUCACGUGAGUGAAAAGCACGGAGCGAUUGACGCGCGACGCAAAUUUUAUGACGUGAGCGCCAAAACCAUUUUUACCUAAUUGCAAGUAAAUUAAACAACAUAACGAAAAACAAAAUGGCCAUAUUCAAGAUAUAUACCUGAUUUUCUAUACAAAACAAAAAUUUAAGAAAAUAAGUUUGCUUUUCCUGAGAUUGAUUGCAAAAUGUGAGCAAAACAUGUAUUUUUCAAAAAAAUAAAAUAUCAGGAUCCUAACUUUUCCAGAAUCUGAGAUCCAGAACCAUUUGUAACCACCAAAUUACAUAUUGCACACUCUUAAGCGUGAUCGUCUUAAGCGGAUUCUACUGUAGUGUGUUAUGAAGCACGACUAAAACUCGGAUACCACGUCGGAAUAUGCCCGACUAGUUUCGAGCCCUUACGUGUACUGCUCAAUAAAUCCGUUUCAAAAUAAAA
Molecule: messenger RNA, 5706 nt
Organism: Bicyclus anynana (squinting bush brown)
Lineage: Eukaryota; Metazoa; Arthropoda; Insecta; Lepidoptera; Nymphalidae
Product: phenoloxidase-activating factor 3
Exons: 9
Coding region: 3510-4811 (433 amino acids)
Biological process (GO): proteolysis
Molecular function (GO): serine-type endopeptidase activity
Source: RefSeq, a predicted model, not a curated record